This is a messenger RNA of Ochotona princeps (American pika), 1534 nucleotides long. RefSeq names its product neurogenin 1 (gene NEUROG1). Gene Ontology annotation, molecular function: protein dimerization activity. The record is from RefSeq and is a predicted model, not a curated record. The transcript has a single exon. The coding region runs from base 236 to 970 and encodes 244 amino acids. NCBI's taxonomy places the organism in Eukaryota, Metazoa, Chordata, Mammalia, Lagomorpha, Ochotonidae.
CUGAUCUGAUCACCCGUCACAUCACUCGGGAGACCAGGCGGGCGCGUGGUCCCUGCAGGCGAGGCCAAGUUCCCCGUGUGCCCCUGCGCUCUCCCAGACCCUCGUGCCUUCACUGAGCAUAAAAUAACCCCGGGCCGUUCUGAACGUAAGUGCGCCCCAUCAGCCGUGCCCUCAGCCCGGGCUCCAGUCCUCUAGGUGCCCUCCCCUCCGUCCUUGCGUCCUGCGCAGCGCGACGAUGCCGGCCCGUCUGGACACCUGCCUGUCGGACCUCGACUGCGCCAGCAGCGGCAGUAGCAGCAUCAGCAGCGAUCUGUCCGGCUUCCUCACCGACGAAGACGACUGUGCCAGACUUCAGCAGCCAACCUCGGCUUCAGGACCGUCCGCGCCGGCCCGCAGGGGUGUGUCGGGGGUCUCCGGGACGCCAGACGUUCCGGGCGCUCAGGACCAUGAGCAGGAGCGGCGUCGGCGUCGCGGUCGCGCGCGCGUGCGCUCCGAGGCGCUGUUGCAUUCGCUGCGUAGGAGCCGGCGCGUCAAGGCCAACGACCGCGAGCGCAACCGCAUGCACAACCUGAACGCGGCGUUGGACGCGCUGCGCAGUGUGCUGCCAUCCUUCCCCGACGACACCAAGCUCACCAAGAUCGAGACGCUGCGCUUCGCCUACAACUACAUCUGGGCCCUGGCCGAGACCCUGCGCCUGGCAGACCAAGGGCUGGCCGGGGGCAGCGCCCGGGAGCGCCUCCUGCAGCCGCACUGCGCCCCCUGCCUCCCCGGACCCCCGAGCCCCGCCAGUGACGCUGAGUCCUGGGGCUCGGCGGCCGCGUCCUCCCCCUGCGCCGCGGCCGCCUCGCCGCUCUCUGACCCCAGUAGUCCCGCCGCCUCUGAAGAUUUCGCCUACGGCGACUCUCUCUUCUUCCCCAAUCUUCCCAAGGACUUCCUGCACACGACGCCCUGCUUCGUUCCUUACCACUAGACCACGCAGUACACGCGGUGGCCACCCCCGCGCCCCCAGGCCGCAGACAGUAGCCAGGACGUCCCCGCAGCCCCCUCCAAUAGCGGGCGGCUUGAAGGGGUGGUGCAUCCCGGAGCCGCUCGCCCAGGUAGCUGCGCCCUGGCCCCUGGCCGACCGGCCGCCGCCCCCUCAUGUGCCUGUGCAGCGCUCAACCCGGAGGGGGGCGCUCUGUGGCUCUCCCACCCCACCCCGCCUCGCGCCGAGACGGACUUGGCUUCUGCACUUUGCCAACUCCACAAAACCGCCUUUGUGGCGGACUCCGAGCUGACCCCAGCCACCGCUGCAGUGUGAUUCCAAACAAGGAUAGAGCAGGCCCCGAAGACAAGGUGAAAAGUCAAUUUUACAAUUUGUAGAACUCUAAUGAAGAAAAACGAGCAUGAAAAUUCGGUUCGAGCCGGCUGACAAGACAAUGAAAAGGCUUGACGGGCACAGACAAGGAGGGGCUCCCGCGUAAUGCGCACCGACCCCCACUCCCGCAGGCGCGCUCCCGCUCGGACCAGGCGGCCGAGUCCUCUAAUUUAUUCA